This is a messenger RNA of Raphanus sativus (radish), 396 nucleotides long. RefSeq names its product glycine-rich protein 23-like. Bases 1 to 396 code for a protein of 131 amino acids. NCBI's taxonomy places the organism in Eukaryota, Viridiplantae, Streptophyta, Magnoliopsida, Brassicales, Brassicaceae. The transcript has a single exon. The record is from RefSeq and is a predicted model, not a curated record.
AUGGGUUUAAUCUCCCAUAAAGCAUGUAUGUUUGUUUUGGUAUUUGCUUUGGUCACUCAUUUUACUGAUGGAGGUGGUGGUGACAUCGGUUGGAUUGGAGGUGGAGUUGGAGACAUUACUGGAGAAAUAGGCGGUGGAUUUGGCGAUGCUGGCCAAGCUGGAAGGGGAGGAGGAUUUAGCGGCAGUAUAGGAGUUGGUGAUGCUAGCGAAGCUGGAGGGGGAGCAGGAGGAUUUGGCGGCAGUGUAGCAUUUGGUGGUGGUCCCAGAGGUGUUUCUGGUGGAGAAGCAGACGGUUCAGCAGGUGGAAAGGUAGGGGCGAUGGAGGUCGCUGAGGGUUUCUUAUGUGCAAUGACGAGGAGCUACGAAUCUCAUGCAUAUGUUAUCAUUUACAAGUAA